Messenger RNA from Ochotona princeps (American pika), 1617 nucleotides. RefSeq names its product cyclin dependent kinase like 1 (gene CDKL1). The record is from RefSeq and is a predicted model, not a curated record. Gene Ontology annotation, cellular component: nucleus. Gene Ontology annotation, biological process: protein phosphorylation. The transcript is spliced from 10 exons. The coding region runs from base 264 to 1325 and encodes 353 amino acids. Lineage: Eukaryota; Metazoa; Chordata; Mammalia; Lagomorpha; Ochotonidae. Gene Ontology annotation, molecular function: cyclin-dependent protein serine/threonine kinase activity; ATP binding.
ACCAGGCACUUCAAACAAUAAAGGCGGCUCUGGAAUGUUCCACCAAUCUCCCUUCCUCCAGAAGGCCUCUGCUGGCGGGGAAGGGCUCACUCGCCCCAAUUCCAGCUUCACUCCUCUCACUGCCUCGGCUCCCUGAUACAAGGCCCAGGGUCAGGACAGGCAGAGGCGCUGCGCUCCAGGAGGCCUCCGGCCGUCGGCCACCAGACCGCCCGGCGGUCUUUUCCAGCUAUGCAAAGAUCCAUGUACAGACUGACUCCUGUGUGAUGGAGAAGUAUGAGAAAAUUGGGAAAAUCGGAGAAGGAUCCUAUGGCGUGGUUUUCAAAUGCAGAAAUAGGGACACGGGUCAGAUGGUGGCCAUCAAGAGGUUUCUGGAAUCAGAAGAAGACCCUGUCAUUAAGAAAAUCGCCCUGCGAGAAGUCCGCAUGCUCAAGCAACUCAAGCAUCCCAACCUUGUGAACCUCCUGGAAGUCUUCAGGAGGAAGCGAAGGCUUCAUUUGGUGUUCGAGUAUUGUGACCACACAGUGCUCCAUGAGCUGGACAGACAUCAGCGAGGGGUACCAGAACAUCUUGUGAAGAGCAUAACUUGGCAGACGCUGCAAGCUGUAAAUUUCUGCCAUAAACACAAUUGCAUACACAGAGAUGUGAAACCAGAAAAUAUCCUCAUCACAAAGCAUUCAGUUGUUAAACUCUGUGAUUUCGGGUUUGCUCGAUUACUGACUGUCCCUGGUGACUACUAUACGGAUUAUGUGGCUACCAGAUGGUACCGCUCACCGGAGCUGUUGGUGGGGGACACACAGUACGGGCCCCCAGUAGAUGUUUGGGCAGUUGGCUGUGUCUUUGCUGAACUGAUAUCAGGAGUGCCUCUGUGGCCAGGAAAAUCGGACGUGGAUCAGCUCUACCUCAUCAGGAAAACGUUGGGGGAUCUCAUUCCUAGGCACCAGCAAGUCUUCAGCAAAAAUCAGUACUUCAGUGGGGUGAAAAUUCCUGACCCUGAAGACACGGAACCCUUGGAAGUAAAACUCCCAAACAUCUCUCACCCUGCCUUGGGACUCUUAAAGGGCUGCCUGCACAUGGACCCCGCUGAGAGACGGAGCUGUGAGCAGCUGUUGCAGCACCCCUAUUUUGAUGGCAUCAGAGAAACAGGGGGUGUGGUGCCAGAACACAACAAACCAACAAGGAAAAACUUCAGACAGAGCCGCAAGCACCUGCCUGGGCUACAAUACCUACCCCAGCUAACCAGCAACAUCAGUAUCCUUCCAGCUCUGGACAAUAAGAAGUACUACUGUAACGCAAAGAAACUGAAUUACCAUUUUCCAAACAUUUAAGGAGCUAGGGGAUUACUGCUAAAGAAGGAAUUGAUCCAUUCUUUAAAAAAGAAUGUUACACAUUUUGUUGAAAACAGUGACAAUGUUGGGAACACACCAGGAAAAAAUACAAACAACUGGGAGGCCACUUGGCAAGAGGUGAAGGGAAACUCCAGAUGUGCUCUUCCAUGCUUGAUUAGGGUGUCGAGAACAGAAAGGAAAGACUUGUUGAAAAAGCACUUUUAGUUUUGUUUAUCUAAGCAGCCAAGUUUAUGGACAGAGUAUUAACUCUACCUACUGCUCAUAUGGCUGU